AUGUGGGAGCGAACUCUUCAAGACCUUGUUCGCGGUCUGCGAGCGAACAAGCGAGACGAGGCCAAGUUCAUCGCUCAAGCCGUCGACGAAAUUAGGAUGGAAGUCCGAAGCAAGGAUAUGGAGCUCAAGGCUGGAGCGGUGCUCAAAUUGACUUACCUACAAAUGAUGGGCUAUGACAUGAGCUGGGCCUCAUUUCAUGUCGUGGAGGUUAUGUCGUCUCCGAAGUACCAUUUGAAGAGCGUUGGGUAUCUUGCGGCCACGCAGUCUUUCGGACAGGACACGGAUGUGCUGAUGCUCACAACCAAUCUAUUGAAGAAGGAUCUAAGCUCCAAUCCCGCAGACGUUGCUGUCACUCUAAACGGGCUCUCCCAUAUCGUUUCUGCGGACAUUGGACGUGAUCUUUGCCGAGACCUGGUCUCCAUACUUAACCAUUCUCGACCGCACAUACGUAAACGCGCCAUCAUCGCUAUGUACAAGGUCAUGGUGAAAUAUCCGGAAGCUGUUCCCCUGGCUCUUCCUCGUAUGAAGGAGAAGUUGGAAGAUGAGGACUCUGGCGUGGUCUCUACGACAGUCAACGUGCUCUGCGAGCUGGUCAGACGAGACCCUCAAGAUUAUUUAUCCCUGGCACCGCAACUGUUUCUCCUUCUAACAACCUCAUCUAACAACUGGAUGCUCAUAAAGAUCAUCAAGCUGUUUGGCUAUCUUUCACCACACGAACCUCGCCUCGUUAAGAAGCUCCAGCCACCAAUAACAGAGCUGAUAUCAACCACUGCGGCCAUAUCCCUCCUCUACGAAUGCGUGCACACAUGCAUUGUGGGUGGCAUGCUCCAGAGUGCAUCCGGAGACAAGUUAGCGGAACUGUGUGUCACCAAACUGGCUGCUUUCUUGCAGGACCCAGAUCAGAACCUCAAAUAUAUCGCUUUACUUGCCUUCGUCAAAAUUGUGCCAUCGCACUCUUACCUUCUGGCCCAGUACCAGGAUAUGGUAUUAUCCAGCGUAAACGACCAAGAUAUCAGCAUUCGUCUACGUGCUCUAGAUCUUCUCUCCGCCAUGGUCAACCGUGAAAAUCUCCAGUCAAUAGUUCAACAACUGCUAUCCCACCUAGUCCGUUCCGAAUCCACUUCUAUCCCUACGGCUUCGCAAUCACUAGUCGACAACGCCGCCGGACAAUCCUCCAAAGCACCGCUGAACCCUAGUCAAUCACCCGCAUACCGUCUCAUUCUGUCCCAACGCAUCCUCUCCAUCUGCUCACAAGAUACAUAUGACAACAUCACAGAUUUCCAAUGGUAUCUGUCGGUCCUUGUCGACCUCGCAUAUGUCGCGUCGGUCGAUGUAGGUGCUCAGAUCAGGGAUCAGCUGGUCGAUGUUGUGGGCCGGGUACGGGGCGUGCGGAGAUGGGCCGUAGAGUUGAUGAUGAGGCUCUUGAGUGAUGAAACAUUCUUGCUGAAUGCACAUGAAGAGGGAAGCUGUUCUGAGGUGCUAUGGGCUGCGGCAUGGAUAUGCGGUGAGAACUGCGGGGAACUCGCUGAACCACAUAAGCUCUUGACCUAUUUGCUACAUACAAGCAUAUCAAACUUGACUGCAGAUACCAUCCAAGUAUACUUGCAAGCUGCUAUCAAGGUCUUCGGUUUCUGGGCUUCCGAGCUCGCCCAGAGAUGGGACAACGAUGACCUGCCAAAGGUCAAGGACGUCGUAGACAUGAUCGUCUCCCGUAUGAGCGACUUCGCGUCCAGUCCUGACAUCGAGGUUCAGGAAAGGGCUGCAAACGCUCUACAACUAUUCGCCUUCGUUCGGGCAGACCUUGCGUCCUUC
Molecule: messenger RNA, 1812 nt
Organism: Stereum hirsutum FP-91666 SS1
Lineage: Eukaryota; Fungi; Basidiomycota; Agaricomycetes; Russulales; Stereaceae
Product: Adaptor protein complex AP-3 delta subunit
Exons: 9
Biological process (GO): protein targeting to vacuole; Golgi to vacuole transport
Cellular component (GO): endosome membrane; membrane coat; AP-3 adaptor complex
Source: RefSeq, a predicted model, not a curated record